This is a messenger RNA of Penaeus vannamei (Pacific white shrimp), 511 nucleotides long. The record is from RefSeq and is a predicted model, not a curated record. NCBI's taxonomy places the organism in Eukaryota, Metazoa, Arthropoda, Malacostraca, Decapoda, Penaeidae.
UGCAGCUAUACGUGCCACGAGCAGUGCCAGGACCUCGUAACCCUAGACUGCAAGGCUGACCUGACCCCGGACUCGAACACAAGCCAUGAGGAGCUGUACGUGGAGAGCGCAGAGCACGAGCCGAGGAGAGGAGGACGAGGAGGAGGCGUGCGUGAGGGUGGAGGAGGUGAAGGUGGAGGUGGAGGAAGAGGAGGAAGGACAGGAGGAAAAUGAGGAGGAGGAGGAGAAGGUGCAGGAAGAGCAGGAGGAGAAGCACGAGGAAGAGCAGCAGGAGAAGGAACUGAAGGAUGAGCUUGUUCCUUUCAAGAAGUCGGAGGAAGUGUCAACCUUGCGAAAAACUGUGAGCAGUUUGCAGUCUCAUUUAGUGGACGGAACUCCCAUCUUUAUUAAACGCCGGGCCCUCGUGCGCGCAUUGAGGAGUGACAAUUGCUUCCAUUAUGACAACUGGCAGAAAACCGUAUCCCCAUUUGCAGGCGGGGGCGCGCGCUCGGACCCAACUCAGCCCGGCUAA